Molecule: messenger RNA, 4548 nt
Organism: Oldenlandia corymbosa var. corymbosa
Lineage: Eukaryota; Viridiplantae; Streptophyta; Magnoliopsida; Gentianales; Rubiaceae
Source: the annotation of a GenBank genome assembly
GUCACAAGCAUUUACCAUUAAAAUGUGUGUGUGCGUAUUGAACUGUUGAAUUUUCCAAAAAAAAAAAAAUGAUAAUUAUACUCCAAAUAAUUAAGAACUAAAAUAUAAAAAUAGUAGCACCAAAAGUACUGCUGGACCCCAAUACCCUUCCUCAACAGUUUAGUCGGUGUUUUAUUCACAUUCACACUGUUAUGCAAUUAAUAUGAUGCUUCGCGAUACAUAGGAUUUAUUCUCUCCUUUUCAACACUUCCUUUUUACCAGAUUUGACACUCACGUAUACUAUUGCGAACAGAAAACACGCAACAAAACCCGACCAGAAGAACCAAUCUGUUCCCCCAACUAAUUAUAUAUACUUCUGAUUUGAUAACUUAAGCUUAGUCAUAUAGUAUCAGUAGCUUCAAAGUUCCUAUUUUUGACAAGAUUAAGGAAAGACCGAGAGGCUAAGGAGAUUCAGAAAUGAAAGACGAGGAAGCACAGACAACUUCAGCAAAUGGUGGCACAGCAGCCAAUAAGAAAGAGGGCUCAUCAUCAGAAGCUGGAUUAUUUGGUGGUAGAGGCAAGUAUAAAUUCUGGGCUUUGGCUGCAAUUCUUCUACUUGCAUUCUGGUCAAUGUUCACCGGCUCAGUCACUCUAAAAUGGUCGGCGGGACACCUCACCCAUGGCUCCGAUGAUCUUGACUCGCCUAUGCACCGUGACCUUGAUAUUCUGGAAGUGGAGGAAAGGGAGAAGCUGGUGAGGCACAUGUGGGAGGUUUACACUCAGAGCAAGAAUGCAAGGUUGCCUCUAUUCUGGCGAGAAGCUUUUGAGGCAGCUUAUGAGGACUUGACCAGUGGAGACACAAACAUCCGAAACAAUGCCAUUUCGGAGAUUGCCAAGAUGUCUUUGGUGCGCUCAGCUCUCAAACAUGAACCUGAGCCAACUACAACCAAAUCCAGGUAGUUUUUAUUUUAUUUUGCGUCUGUUGCUUUUUCCUUGUGCUAUUGUGGUAUUUGGGAAUUCUUUUCUGGAUAUUAUACGUGAUGUGUUGUUUCAACCAUUUUUUUGUCAGAGAAACAUAGUUUGUCCCAUGAAAGAUUAGCACAUAUCAAGAUGAUUCAUACUGUUGAAUACUUCUUGAUCUUGUGGAAAUUAUGGUUUUUUGCUAUAUGAAAUUCGCAUGUGUGCUUCUUGCAAUAUUGCUUUGUGAAUCGUUCUUAUAUCCAUGGUCAAACAGCAUACCUUUUUCAGAUUGUUGAUACUCCAUUUUGGUUGAUUUUGUGGUGCAUCUCAAUAAAGUUUCUAAAAGUUUAGGACUUUUUGGUUUGAAUUUGGUGUGGUAUGGUUUCAACUUUCAACCGUCAUACAAUUUGAAAUAACUUGGCAAUUAGUGCUCCACACCAAGCAAUUGAUCAGGAUUCUAGGGAUACGGUGCUUGAUAGUUAAUUAAAAGAUUGGUGGCCUUCAACUAUGCAUUUUGAUUUUGGUGAUUCUCAAGACCAUCUAACUGCCUUAAUUUAGCACAAGGACUGCAAAUAACUGGUUAUGAAGUGUUCUUACACAAAUUUUCCUCCUACAGCAAAUCCAAUAGAGAGGCGAAACAACCUCGGCAACUAGCAAAGACAUAAGGCCAGUUAUGAUCAGAUCGUGCAACUUUUUCGCGUUUGGGUGAAGACCUACGGACUGCAAGAUCAAGAAUGUACGCUAAGUUUAUAAUGCAAAACUUCAGAUUACUGAACCAGCCAAAUAGAAGGUUCUGUAACUAUACAAAAGUUAUACAAGGUUCACCUUUAAAAUCUCUCGGUGUGAACUUUGUUCUUGAAUUUGUGUUUUCUCCUUUUUUGUUUGCUUUUAAUAGUUCUAUGCGCAAUAAUUUUGCAUUAUUUCCGUGAAUCCAGUUUAGCUAAUUGUUAAGUUAGAUUCCAACUUAUUUUCUCUGGUCCUCCUGUCUCCUGCUACUUUCUAUUGCUGCAUCUGCCGUACUCAUAUAUGUUUGGGAUGGAGAUAAGAGAAUAACAGUCCUAUUUUCAGAAUGGAGUUAUAGUUCCAGUUAUUAUCAUUCUUUAUUGCUCAAACCAAUGCUAUCUAAUUAAACGAUUAGCUGCAAAACUAAGAGAUACAGAUUUUAUCUUAAAACUGUUUGUGUACAAAUUAUCUUGGCAGGAAUAGGAUAGAAAUAAUUGUCUAGUUGACUAACAGAAGUUACUGGUUCGUUGCUAGUUAUUCUAUCUGCAUAUGAUGUGCAGAAGUUACUGGUUCGUUGCUAGUUAUUCUAUCUGCAUAUGAUGUGCAGAAGUUACUGGUUCGUUGCUAGUUAUUACUUCAUCUCUAAAAAAAAACGUUGAAUUUGAGAAAAUGAAUCUCUGAUUCUACUAACAUAGCUUGACUAUCAACUUCCAAUUGCUGGUGUUUUGACUAGCAGUCGGCCUUCUAUUAGGAUGUCAAAAUCAUCAAAACCCCCUUGAGAUGACAUAGUUAACAGCCUCUAGGCAUUGCUAAUGCUUCUCUGCCGGAAAUGUGGAUUUAAUAUUAACUCUUGCUCCUUGGGCUGCUAGUUCAUGAGAGUCUGAUCACUUGCUCCUGGCCCGGCUCAGUGAAGUUCACUGAAUGAGCUACUCAGUUAAUGUUAUACCAGCAUUUGCGGUUUGGAUCUAUUAUUUACUUGGCUUUCAUUCCACUUGUUGUUUCACACUAUUGGCAAGGAAUGCCGUAUUGUUCAUGUAUUUCCCUUGCAGAGCAAGUUAGACAUCAGAGCUGCCAUAUGACACAUGAUAGGACCGACAUAUUUUUUAUGUGUUCAUCUUGAACUGACCAGUGACCUGUGAAGUUAGGAACAUAAAGAAACACAUCAUCUUCUAAACAGCCUCCUAGCUUCAUGGGUUUUGUCGUCUGAACUGUUAGCUAGAUCCUGUUAGCUACUACCAGUGGUUUGGUCAACGGAUAUGUGUUGCAACUUGUAUGCAAACCAUUUGUCUAUUUUCACUCAAAGGAAUCCAGUUGUCAAUAUCAUGGAUUUGUAACUUUUUUGCCCUCCACAAUGUGAAUUUGUGGGAUGUGGCCUCCUUGCAUUGUCUUGUAAAUGAGAUCUAUGUAUGAAGGAAGAAGCUAUGUAGCGGCUGUCAGAGGAAAUCGUUUUCAUAAAUGAUGCCCAAACAAAUUAACUCACUGUAGUUUUAGAGUUCCUCACCCAAAUCUUGUUGGAACCGUUUGCUUAUUACAGCAAUCGUAACAAGAUGGAUUCUUAAUAAUUGGUUUUGAUAAAUGAUGCUCUACUAUGAAAACAAAAUGUAUGCAAUAUUUUCCACAUAAUAAUAAGCGGUAAAUCCAAUGCCGAUACCCCCUCAGGACAUCAGGAAAACUGAUUUUGGGUCGAGAGGAUCUCCGAAGAACAGGCAUUCAACCCUAAAGCAAAAUUGGAGUAUUUUGCAGUAUACAAUACGGAGAAGUAGACAAUUUUAAAGAGGUACAAGAACAGGCCACCUUUUGGGGCACUGACUGAGUUUAUAUUUUUUUUUCUGACAAGGAUAAUUGAUAGCUGAGAAUAACUUCACAAAAUUGCUUGAGCAGAUUACUAGAACUGCUGCAUCUCUCUAUAGAGAACAAAAACUCCUAAAACAGUUGAAUUUACAGUCUCCUCGUAGAUAUAUGUACAACUCAUCCAUGGCAUGCUCAAUCUUCCACCGUUUGAAUCUCUCCCAUCAUGAUCCUGUUGCUAACUACAUUGAAUCCCAACACCGAAGGACUUACCUUCUUGCCUUUCUUUGCCUUCUUCUUACCCUUGGCAGAACCUUCACCAGCAGUUGCACUGCUCUGAUCUGAAUCCCUGAAACCACCAUUGUCAGAAAUCACCUCUCUAGCACCUGAACCGGCGACCCUUCGAUCAUUCCGACUUUGGAAGGCAAUUUCAAGGACAUCAGCGGGAAGGAGAUCCUUAUAGUUAAGGAACUUGUCAAUGAAUUCAUGAUCCGGAUCAAAUGAGCCAAGAUUUUCAAUCAGAAGUGUUUCAGCCUCUUGUCUAGAUUGCUUCAAACAAUAUUCCAGGAAACUUGUAUCUGCAAUUAUGGUGGAGUGUCAGAGAAAUUACAAAAUAUUAUAGAUUUCUACACUCAUGCUGCGAAAACUACUUUGAAAUUGUAGAUAUCAUAAAUGCAUCAACCCAUUAGUGAGCCACUAGACUUCUGAGGUAACAGAACAAUGCAAUAAUCUUUCCAAUAUUCCCAAGGAUGCAUAACAUCCUAUCCCCUCACUCCUACCCCACCUACCUACAAUGAUCCAGUAAUCACAUAAAACUAGAGCAGCAAUAGUCAGAAAGCAGGAGCAGGCACGAAAUUGUUCGUCCAUGCAAAUAUGUUGAAUUUCCCAAGGGAGGAGGGGAAAUUUUCCCUGGCUAUGCAAUUCUGACGUUUAAUUGGCAAUAAUGACAUUUUUUUAUCUUUUUCUUUUAAAGAGGAUUAAUUAAUAGUGGUUCCCCACUUACCCCCGACGUGACUCGAACCCGUGACCAGUACUAACAAAAUUCGCAAGCAGAAGCAUUUAGACCAUAAAGUACCUUUUGUCUUGAUAAGCCUGAUG